AUGGAAGACGCGGACUUCGUGGCUGAUUCCGACGAAGAAGAGCGGGAGAUGCUCGAAGCUCUGGCGCUGGCUGAAGAGCGAUACCAAUUUGAUCAUCAAAGCACUGAACCCACUGCAAGAUUUGAUUACGAAAGGGUCGAAGCUCUCGACGCGAAACGGGAACAAAGGCAACAAGCAGUUAAGUGGACAGUUAAAGAGCAUGAUGCCAAUCAAACAGUUGGAGAGCAGCACUUGCUAUUGAACGUUGCAACAGAUGUUGAGCACGAUAAAGUUACUGGUCGAACAGUUGGAGAGCAACCGCAAGCAAACGGUAAAUCAGUUGGAGAGCAAAUUCAUGAACCGGUUGUCACGGAUAAAGAGCUUGAGGGCCAACAGGAUGAAGACGAGAGCGACCACUGUGUGCUAGCGGUGAAGACGUUAGUGGAGGUGGAAUCGCGUACGUGGCCAGGUAUUAACAAGUUGGGAGGUGCUGGGUGGAUCGAGCGUGUCCACCGAGAAGGCGUGUCCGAGGACGUUUUCUAUGAUGUUCGUUACGUGUUGGGUGGCUUUGAGCGCCAUAUUGAAAGCAAGUGGGUUCACUCGUCGGAGCUGUUACACAAACACUCGAACCGGGAAAAAGUGGAUCGAGAUUAUUAUCACGAUGAUUUUAUUAAUAAGCCGCAUGAGAGGAAGCAGCGAGAAGCUGAAAGGUGGAAACGCAUAACGACUCGCAAUGAGCAACAGACCUUGCGUCCGAGAAAACGGGAGCUUCCGAAUCGUGCUGAGUGUGUGCUCGAUAGGCGGCAACAAUAUCGAAGUGAAGCAAAAGAGAAACGUCGAAAAGUGUCCAAAAUUGAUGAGGAGAUGUUUGUGCUGCUAAAAAAGACGGACAAGUCACUGAGACCGUCAAGUCCUUUGCAUAAUGAAAGUGAACAAUCAGCGGUCGAGGUACAGAGCCCCGUAGUGGAACAAUGUAGACGAAGGCGGAACCGUAUUUUGGACAGCAGUGGUGACGAGAAUAGGGAUGAUGGCGGUGCGAGUAGUGACCAAAGUGGAGAUUUGAACCGACCGGAACUUGUAUCGUUUACGGACGCGGAUAGUAGCGAAUCACGGGUCGGUUCAAGGCUGGACGGUGGUGGUCGUGAGGAUGCUACGCAACAACAGGAGCUAAAACCGAAGCGUCGGCGUUACAUCGGUGGGUAUGAAAAGCACGGAGAAGAUGCUGAUGUCUUGUUUAUUCAACCGGAAGGUAAUCCAGCUGAUCUUCCGGACGACGUCAUUCGAGAAACUGGACUACAGCUGGCGAGUACGAAAAAGGGCUUAAUGGACCAACUCAGAGACGUAUUUGCGCAGCAGCAGAGGAAUAUGGCCAGCUUUCACGAUGAGCAGAGGAUAGUGAACCAGCAAAUCAAAGAUCUUGUGGAGAUGCCAAUAGAUACUCUCUGUGUUUUGCACAGUAAGAUACGCGACUUGCGACGAUACGUGACAAAGACACUGGUCAACGCAGGCGAGGAUGUGAUGAAUACGAUCAUAGGUAAUCUCCACGCAAAGCGCGGGUCGCCGCCUAGCGCACUGGAGCGGCUCGAGUGCGAUUUUGACGCCUGGCAGUGCAAAUUAAACGAGUGUUCUUCAUGGGCACAAAAUGUCGAGAAAGCUGUCGAAAGUGCGUUUGCAAGACGCGGAGAAGAAAUUAGAGAAGAGGGUGAAGACCAGGCUGCGCGUUUAUCAUUUGAUAGUGAUGAAUCAAGCCACUCCUACGGACACGAAAACGCUACCAUAGCAUCAGCUGAGUUGGCGAACGCGGAGACCGCGGCAUACAGCAAUGUUGCGUUUGAACGUCUGUCUGAUGACGAAUCAAACAAUAACAACGAUUCGGAACAAGUGGGUACCGAGUCUGUACGCGUGCGAAGGCAAAAAUCGCGUCGACAAAAAUUUUGUCGAACUGCAGCACCGCAGCACCGCAAAGAGGUGACAAAAAGGUUGACUUUGAGCGACUAUUUUCCUCGUCAAGGGUCAAGCGCUGAUCUCUGGUCAAAUCUUCGAGUUGUUGGCCGACAAGCGACAAAAAGUCCGACUGAUCCUCGCUGGAAUUGGCUCAAAAUGGCUCGAAAGAAGCAGCGUUGUAUCAGGAGCGGCAGUAGGCCGCGAACACAUGUGUCAUCAACCAAUUUAGCCCUCGUAAACAAGGUCCAGAAGCAACGUUUCAACAAUGCGUUUAGCCAUGACGACAGCAUGUGCAUUCAAGCACAACGAAUGCGCCUUCGCAACGAGCGGUUCCGUGCGCAGCCAUCAUCACAGCAUAGGCCACACGAAUCGUUGUAUACUUUUCAAAGGGUGGAGAGUACGAGCCAGUCCGUGAUCCCAGCUGGUCUACCGCUUGCUGAGACUCCACAAGGAAGGAUGUUGCAGGCAGCUGGAUCGGGAAAACCUACCGCAUAUCCGAGCAGUGCGGAGCAGUUUCCUAUAAAUUGGGACACCGUUUUCGAGGUCGUGUCAAACAAUUUUAUCGCAUCGACGGAUGGGGGCACGUUUGCUACUAUGUCGCACCUAGAGCAAGCAGGUUUACUCGCAUUCGGUUACGACAUUUGUGGUUCUCCAAGUCCCCAUCACAUACUGUGUGACGAAGGAUAUGAGCUUGAUGACUCUGACCGUGUUUGUAGAAUUGUCUCCCAUCGAGUAGCUUCCCUUCGUCAACUUGUGAAUAAUCUUCGGUUGCAGGAAAACAGUUUUAUGGACUGCUUAUCGAUGGAUGGACUAGAUGUUGCAGAAGAGGAUUAUGCGCAAGCAUCAGAAUGGCUUUCGCUGAUCUCACUUGAGGAAGCAUACCACUCGGCAAUUGCUAAAUUUGCUGUCCAAGUAUUGGCGGAUCUGGAUACGAUCGAUCCGUCUAUCUUACCAAACUACCUUACAAUAACCUUGGGUGAAAUCGCAACGUUGAUUCGGCAGCUACCCGACUGUGAUUCCUUAUUCAAUGGGUGCAAAGCGUAUUUCUUCUUUUUUGAGGUAGCUUCGAGAAACACAACAACGACGCCGCUUUUGACCGCGAUCUCGCGGGCAUUUUGGUACUGUCUGAAACUGCUGGUGGCCAUUCAAUCUAAGUGUGGAAGGCUGGUUGGACCAUGUGCGACGACUAAGAAGGAGAUCGAAGAUACUCUAACACGGACAUUGCCGGUCAACAGGGUCAUUUUGGCUGUAGUGCUCUUCUUAUUUGACUUGUAUAUUUACCUUCCGUCUUCUCACCGUUUGACGGCCGCAGGGAAAGAUCGGUUAACGUGUGGUCAGCUCCCGUUUCUGUCGCUGUGGAUGUUAGUUCGUACUUGCUGCACAAGUUCGACUGGUCUGGACCAGUCCCGCCAAGAUUCUACUGUGGCAAGAGAGAAGCGUUUCUGGGCCUUGCUGCAAGCAGUGUACCGGCAACAGUAUUUCAACGAGCUAGCUCGUUGCUUCGUUCGCAGCGAUUCUUGUGGAGGAUAUCUGCGACACGAUGCGCCUAAAGCUACUGAUGGUGAUAGUACCAAGGAACACUGCGACGAAGUUUUUGAGAGCCAGCUAUUGGCCCUCGAUGCAGCUUGGAACCUGUUUUUUGUGCUAGUUCAAAUUUAUACCGAUGAUGAUACUAAUGGACACGAAGAGGCAGUGUGCGAUGCAAAAUGGGCUUUUGUCAAAGACCUCCUUCACCCGGACAAGCGAGAUUUUCUCCCGUUCGACCUGUCCCACAGUCAAUGGAUUAAUUUGCAGUCUGGUUAUCGACAACGUGCUGAUGUCCACAAGCAGCGCACAUUACAGCGUAUCAUUCUGUUGUCGAAGCUGUGGCGUCCGUGCAAAGAUAUCGUUGAGACCGUUUCGCGUCUGCUCUGGAGGGACUAUGCUGAACCACGUUGCUCGGAGGACAUUGUCGAGCUACCAAUGUUUCUGAAGCAAUUCAUCACUCAUUCCAAUGAUCUUGGGAACUCGAGACCAAGUCUUGCUGCGUUUGCUGGCGAGACCAGUUAUGAUAGUGAAGACCAGACAACGAUGUUGUGCAAGAUUAUCUGGAUCCAAAUUUUGAAACUUGAAAAGCGCGUUCAUCGCAGCCGCUUCCAGCGCUCCGUUUUGAAUGCAAUAUCUGAUAUUUUGGACAGCCGUGAUACUUCACAGGGGCUUGCACAGUCUGAAUCAGUCAAACAAACCGAGCUGAACGGAUUGGAGCAAGAGUGGAAAUGGGGUCGUCUAGAACACCGUACGCCGGCUAGUAUCCACCCAGCUAAUCAACCGAUGGUAUCUCCACAGCAAGCUCCUGCGGGUUUUGAAGCUGGAAAGGAACAAAUGAGUGUUGCAGUGCUGCUCACAUUCGCUAUUGCUGGAGUCUGUAUAGAAUGUGGUGACUGCGAGCGCUUUCCAGUCCAUCGAUCGGAUAAGGACGUUCGAUACAUGGAGCGAGAAGUGGACUUUUACUGCAAGGAAAUCUUUCGUCAGACGUCGAAUACACUUGAUCGUGCAGUGCUCGCGAGUCAGGCGCUCUAUAUACUAGGCGCUCUCCUUUUGGAAAAGAACUGCACCGAAUUCCCCUCAGUGUUUCGAAGUCUAAAUGAUCGACUCGAGUCUUCCAUGAAAAUUCUGCAAGCAAGUCCGUCUCUUGCUAUUCCGAAAAGGCCAGCAGCUACUCGUCUAAAGACUGCCGGCACGCACGGCCUGCACAAGAGUCGCCGAAGAUUACAGUGUGCUGCUAUGUCACCGCUCUACCAAAUGCGUGAUCUGGUCAAGAAACUACUGGAUAUACCAAUGUCUGGUGUGAGAGUUGGACCUGCGUACGGACCUGCAGUGGAGAAGAGUCUUGAGCACGUUUUUAGCUCUGGUAUGGAAUUAUGCCUGCACGGUGUUCUCCAAAAGACCGUAGCUGUCAAUGACUUGAAGAUUGCGAUGGAGAUAUUUUAUCUUGUGCUUCCGCGCGCACCGGAUACGCCGAAGCAAUGUCUCACAUGUGAGUUUGAUGAUUUUAAUGAUGAGGCGUUUGCGACCUUUGACCUCGAAGCUGCGAUCGCUGGAUAUGCUACUACACCUGUUCCAGUAUGGACAGUAAAAGAGUGCAAAGAUAAAGUGAUCCAGCUGAUCACGUGCAACUUGCGAGGUGUAUUGCAGCAGCUUGUACUCAAUUACCCCCCAAGCGCCGCUCCAGCGUUUGACGAAUUGUAUGCGGUGGAGUUACUGGGUAUGAUGAUUUCAACAUGCGGGGCUCAAUCCUUUUGGAGCAACGUAAUGUCUGCGGUGCUAAAGAAUCGGAAUGUUGUAUCACGCGUGUUGAGUGCUGCUUUGAAGUACAAUUCUGAAAAGGAAUGGCUUGGUAGGGUCUUCUUGAGGGAAAGAGGAUCCGAUCAGGAACUCAUUGCAGCAUGGCUGGUGGGAACGUUGGAUGUUCAUUCACUAAAUUCUGAACCGAUUCCAUUUCAGGUGGGUGAUGUGCCUUUCGCGACAAGAGACUCAAGGAUGUCUCCAGUGACAGAUACAAAUCCGACCACGUUUUCCACCAUCAGGUAUUCUGACUCCUGGGUCAUGCUAUCGGAUGGAAUUAUUUACCAUAUGCGCCGCGAACAGCCAGUCGGGCUGUGCAAUGUUGACCGACAGCUACUGCAGAUAUUACGUGACGUAGCGUCCACGUGCAAGUUUCCGGCAGAAGUAUCUGCCAACGACGGCAAACUCCACGAAGCUUCGAAAUUGUAUGAUCUUCAUCUGGAUGUGUUCCAGUCAUUUUGUAGAAGUGCCGGCUCGAUAUGGCGUUCGUACGUAGUUGCGCCUGUAGAGAACUGGGAUGAGCUGAACAAGUUCCGUGCGAAGAUGGUGAACCCUCAGUUUGGAAUCUUUGUAUCGUUUCUUGAGGCAUUCAAAAUGAACUUCCGACGCAUCUGUGGUCAGAUUGACCAGAUGAAUCACAGCUGGCAUUCGUUCGCCGAGUUGUUCCUUCGCCAGCAUGGCGUAGGAAUAGGAACUAAUGACGGACGUUCGAUCCACGAAAUGGAUGAUACAAUGACGGCUACAGACGAGAGGCUAACGGGGCUGACAACGAUGUUCCGCUUCACGUAUCAGUGCAUGGAUGCAUUGUUGUUUUAUUGUGGUGACAUGGCGAUCGGAGACACUAAUCUUUUUUUCGACGCAAUGGAUUUAUUGUUCCGUCAAAUGAACAGUGCUGAGUACCCGCAAGCAAUUAAACGCCUGGAGGAUCAACGUUUGUUGGGCCAGCGAAAUGUGUUGCGCAACGUAAACGACGAUCUCCGCAAAGGUUUUUGUUCGCCUGCUGUAAGGUUUGUCGACAGCGUUCAGUUGUUUUUUGCACGACAAAAGUACCCGAGCUUGUUGCAUUGGUUUGCACAGACCUCCGACAUCUACCAAACUUGCAGAGGUGGAUGGCAGCGAUCCCCUUUGAGAACUUUGUUGAUGAACAUCUUGGAUCCAGAUGGGCCUCUUGGGAUCCAUAGCUACUAUGGCGUUUCGUGCGAAUUGAGUCUUGAUGUGAGGACAGUUCGCCGCGAAGCAUUUUAUCUGUCGUGCGGUCUGUUCAAUUGUCGAUGUACAAGAUCUUUCGAGCACUCUCGAGUCGAGCCUUCACUGACGUCGUGUGCUCGCCUCCAGCAGCUUCGGCAACUUGUUUUGAAUGAUUUUAUGAGGGAAACGUUCGUCUUUGUGCUACAAGAAGACGCAACGACUUUGUUGGAAACGAUGGUACCUCUGUGUCAAUUUGUACGCGGUGUCCUGAAUCAUGCCAAUCUGAACAUGAGCAACUCUCGCGAUCAGCAAGUCGCUGGAGAUGGAAGUGAAUACAAUGAGAGUCGCUCUACACACCACGAUUUUCAGCUGAGCGAGCUCCAGCCAUGCUUGGAAUGGAUGGUUGCAUGCUUCAUCAAGCUUGUACCUGCUGUAAACAGCACAAUCAGCUGUGUUUUGAUGAUCGAAUUAGGCGGCAUCGUGUGUGAAGCAGUUGCGUUCAAUCAGUAUCGGCCGACGUUGGAGUUGAUCGACUUGGUUGAGCUUGUGCUCUCUUAUCUGCACACGAUUUACGUGGCACUGUCGAAGUCGAUGUCAGCUACCGUCAACACUGUAUUUACUCCGAGCAUUGCAACAUCGCCGUUGAUAAAGCUAAGUGAAUAUCGGUUCACUGAUUCUGCUUUCCGUGAGAUUGUGGUGGAUGAAAGUUAUUGUCAAGUACCGGAUCGGCAACUGGACUCAUAUGGAAUUGACAUGGCACAAGCAGCAACAGAUCUCCUGGCUGCGAUCAAGCGUGUCGCUCAACACUGCCAUUCGUCAUCAGACGAGCGACUGCAGAGUUUUACAACGUUAUAG
Peronospora matthiolae is the source of this 7290-nucleotide messenger RNA. NCBI's taxonomy places the organism in Eukaryota, Oomycota, Peronosporomycetes, Peronosporales, Peronosporaceae. The record is from the annotation of a GenBank genome assembly.